Messenger RNA from Protobothrops mucrosquamatus (brown spotted pit viper), 3492 nucleotides. It is a transcript of the gene FNIP2, whose product is annotated as folliculin interacting protein 2. Gene Ontology annotation, cellular component: cytoplasm. The coding region runs from base 1 to 3276 and encodes 1091 amino acids. NCBI's taxonomy places the organism in Eukaryota, Metazoa, Chordata, Lepidosauria, Squamata, Viperidae. The record is from RefSeq and is a predicted model, not a curated record. Gene Ontology annotation, molecular function: protein-folding chaperone binding; ATPase inhibitor activity. The transcript is spliced from 17 exons.
AUGUGUGGAGGUACAUCAAAAUCAUCUAACAGUACAGGCAACCAGGCGCAGAAAUCAAGUCAUUGUUGCCCUACUUCACUAGUGAAUAGCUUUUCAACACCAAGAGUGGAUAAGGCAAUUAAAUCAGUUGUGGCAGAAAAGAGUUCCAAAUUUUCAAAGAGGUUUACUGGAGAACUAUCUAAAAGCUGGUCCUGUUCUGGGUUUGAUCUAAAUGAAAUCCGCUUGAUAGUGUAUCAAGAUUGUGAAAGACGGGGCAGACAAGUCUUGUUUGAUUCUACAGCUGUCCGAAAGACUGAUGAGAAACAGUUUCAGGAUACCUCUGGAAAAACAGAUGGUGGGUGCUGCCAAAGAAACAGUGGUAUUAACACAGCUUACCCCCAUAGCCCUUCGGUGAACAGCAGAGUACCUGGCAAGGAAGAUAUUCCUAAAUAUCAGUAUGUCAGGCCUGCUUCUGAUGUCAACAUGCUGGGUGAGAUGAUGUUUGGUUCAGUAGCAAUGAGUUACAAAGGCUCAACACUGAAAAUUCACUACAUACGCUCUCCUCCACAACUUAUGAUGAGUAAAGUGUUUUCUGCUAGAGUAGGCAGCUUCUUUGGAAGUACGAAUAGCUUGCAAGGUAGUUUUGAAUACAUCGGUCAAGAUCAAUCAAGGCUGAAUUUGCAUUCAAAUGGCUUGGGCCAGUGUCAGAAUGGAAGUACUCUAGCACACAGCACUCCUGUUGACAUGCCGAGUAGAGGUCAAAAUGAAGACAGAGACAGUGGCAUUGCUCGAUCAGCAUCUCUGAGUAGUCUUUUGAUGACUCCAUUACCAUCUCCUAGCUCCUCCUCUAGUUACCAGCGCCGCUGGCUUCGAAGUCAAACCACAAGCUUGGAAAAUGGCAUUACACCUACACCUAGAAGGUCAAUUGAAGAAACGUUCAGCAUGGCAGAUGAAAGCUGUGGCCUCAAUCCUGCACUGAUUCGAAGGAAGAAAAUUGCCAUCAGCAUCAUUUUCACCCUUCCUGAGAAAGAAGAGGCCCAGAGAAAUUUCCAGGAUUUCUUCUUCUCUCAUUUCCCCUUAUUUGAAUCACAUAUGGGCAAGCUGAAAAGGGCAAUUGAAAUGGCUAUGAUUACAUGUAGAAAAAUAACAGAAACAAACCAAAGAGUGCAAGUUUACAUUAGCCGUAUUAUGGAUGCACUGGAUGAAUUUAGAACUACAAUAUGGAAUUUAUACACAGUUCCAAGGAUUGCAGAACCUAUGUGGCUUACUAUGAUGGCCUGUGCUUCAGAAAAGGACCUGUUAUGCCAACACUUUCUCAAGGAAUUUGCUAUUUUGAUAGAACAGAGCAGCAAAAACCAGUUUUUUGCUGCUCUGUUAACAGCAGUGUUAACCUAUCACUUGGCCUGGGUCCCUACUGUGAUGCCAGUUGAUCAUCUCUCCAUCAGUGUUUUCUCUGAGAAACAUGCCUCACCAUCUGUGAACAUGCUGGCAAAAUCACAUCCGUACAAUCCACUUUGGGCACAACUUGGUGAUUUAUAUGGUGCUGUAGGUUCACCAGUCAGAAUGGCAAGGACAGUAAUUGUUGGAAAACGUAAGGAUUUUGUUCAGCGCAUUCUCUAUGUCCUUACUUAUUUCUUACGGUGCUCUGAGUUGCAAGAGAAUCAUCUGUUCUGGAAUGGGCAGCUUGGCAAAGGAGAGCAAGCUGUGAAUGGAAGGAAAAUCAUAAAGACUCUAGAAAAGGGAGAAGUUGAAGAAUCUGAUUAUGUAGUUGUCACAGUUCAAAAUGAACCUGCUCUUGUACCUCCUGUCCUGCCUCGAAAGAAUGGUGGUGGUGGUGCUGAUGUUGCUGCAGAACAUGAACGCUGCUUUGAAUCUGCCUGCUUCAAGGGCAAGCAUGAGAGGCUGAAUGCCAAGUGCAGUUCUGAAGCAUCCCCUUGCUUCUCCAGAGUUAGCUCCCCAAAAGGAAUUGUAGGGGAAAUUAAGAAAGGGAAAACUUCAGUUAAUUCAGAAACUGCAUGUGGAAGGCAUGGUUUAUUAGAGGAUUUAACUGCAAGAAUGAACGAGGACAAGCAGCACAGUGUUACAGGGCAGUUUUUUCAAAACCUGACAGCUGUUCCACAUUCCAAGAAGAUUGCCCAGGUGUAUUCUCAACUGGAGAAAGUUACCUUCCAAAUUGGAAGCUCCACCUCACCAGAAUCUGAUUCUGAAACCCAAAGAAUGGAAAUAAACAAAACUCUGGAGAAACGCAGAAGUAAAACUAAAUCUCUAUGUACUCUAUCAAGUCCAUUACAUAUAACAUCUAGGGUCUCACAAGAGAAAUCUGACUUCUGUCUUAAAACCUGCACUAGCCAGAAAGUUAGUGAAACACAAAUGUCAGGGGCACCUUGGCUGCUGUCAGUUCCACAAUCUGUCAUUCUUGACAGAAUGGUAAACCUGGGAAAACCAGAUCAAGUUUAUAAUACAAGCUGUGAAAACUUUGAGAGAAAUUCUCUUGACUAUGAUUCAGGAGGUUCUACUGAUGUACAGAGGUCUGGCCAAGCAGUUACCAAGAAAAUCCCCUGUGGGGAUGUCGAAAGCAAAUUCCAUUGUAGAACGGAGGAGAACAUUCCUAGAAACGAAAGUUCUGAUAGCGCUCUUGGGGACAGUGAUGAUGAAGGUUGCAUGUACAUUCCAGACGAGCAGUCAAUCACUGUUGUUAACUGUAGACCUGAAGAAUUUUUAGAAGUGGAACUUGCUUUGCCAAGAUUUUGCACAGUUAGUACUCAAAGCAUGAUACAUUUUGGAAGGUCACUUUUGGGGGGCUAUUGUACCUCUUAUAUGCCUGAUCUAGUGCUGCAUGGAAUAAGUUCUGAUGAACAACUUAAGCAACAUUUAUCAGCUGAGUUGAAUCACGCCAUAAAUCAUCCUGUACUAGAUGAAUCUAUAGCAGAAGCUGUUUACAUUAUAGCAGAUGCUGAUAAAUGGACAGUUCAGGUGGCUACUAGCCAGAAAAAGAUGACUGACAGUAUAAAACUAGGCAAAGAUGUCCUUGUCUCCAGCCUAGUAUCAUCUUUAUUGCAGUCUGUUUUACAACUUUACAAGCUUAAUCUUUCUGCUGACUUUUGUAUAAUGCACCUUGAGGAUCGCCUACAGGAAAUGUACCAUAAAAGCACAAUGCUAUCUAAAUAUUUGCGAGGACAAACAAGAGUUCAUGUGAAAGAGCUUGGAGUGGUAUUGGGGAUUGAAUCCAAUGACUUGCCACUGCUGGCUGCUAUAGCAAGUACUCAUUCACCAUAUGUAGCUCAAAUACUCCUCUAAGCUAAAGAUAAACUCUACUCUUCCAAAGAUUUGGGAGUGAAUAAAAGUCACAAAAGAAGAGAUUUUAUGACAGCAGUUCAUUAUGUCUCAUUUGGUUUCCUGCCUUUUAUGUGGAUAUUUAUCAGUGAAUUUUUAGUUUACAUGAUAUAAAAGAGAUUCGGGAUUUUUAUAUUGUUCAUGCAUCCUUGUAUUUUAAUGAAUUAAAGGAUUAAACAU